AUGCAGGAGGAACCGCCUAAUAAGAAGGCUAAGUUGGUGCAUGAGGGAACCAAAAAAGGUGAUGAUUUCAAGAACUUUGAACGGUUUUUUUUCCGCCUCAAUACACUUUACACAUUUCUAAUUUGCAGAAAGCAUGUUGUACCUACCUUCAAGACGCUUUGUGAUCCUAUAGGAGCUGCCUUGAAGAGAGCCAUUACGAAAGAAGAUCUAGCUAGGGUGAUGGCUCUUAUGCCAAGGGACUGUGUUUUCAAGUACAUCGACGAGAACCAGAUUUAUACCGAAACUAAAAUCUUUGAUUUUAAUAAUGGGGGUUUCCAACAGAAGGAGAAUGAUAUAUUUGAGCUGAAGGACGCGGAAGAUCAAUAUGAACGUGGAAGAUCCACUCAGCUACUUAUAUUCGAGUUUAUAGAUGGGACGAUGCAACGUUCUUGGUCGGCAAGUGAUAAAUUCUCUCAGGUAAAGAUACCCACCUAUACAACGGAGGAAAUGAAAAAAAUGAUUUCGAAGAGGGAAGUCCUCUUUGAAUCGAGAUUACAGGAGUUCAUCCUUGAGAAUGAAAAGCUUGGGCUUGAUCCAUUCUUCGAGUUGACGAAACUGGCGCAAAAGUAUAUUCCAAAGGAAAGAGAUUAUGAGGAUCCUAUUGAGGCAAUGAUGAAAGCUAAGCAAGAAGGUGCUGAGAUGGUUAUCCCCGAUGAUUCUGGUAAUCCGGGUAUAGCUACAAUCCCUCAAAUGAUUGAAAAGUUGAAGCAUACUGAAUUCUACGCUUCUCAGAUAAAACACUGCUUUACGAUACCAUCAAGAAUAGCUGCGUAUAAAGACCUCAGUUUUGAACUCGCACCAGAAGUGUAUCAGGGAUUGGAGCACAACCGCUUCUAUAGUCAUCAAGCAGAUGCCAUAAAUGCCCUUCACCGAGGCGAAAAUGUUAUUAUUACAACUUCAACGUCUUCAGGUAAGUCUCUAAUCUAUCAAUUAGCAGCCAUCGAUCUUUUGUUAAAGGACUCAGAAUCAACGUUUAUGUAUAUAUUUCCAACAAAGGCUUUAGCCCAAGACCAAAAGAGAGCUUUCAAGGUAAUACUUUCGAAGAUUCCCGAGUUAAAAAAUAUUGUGGUUGACACAUAUGAUGGGGACACAGAGUCAAGCGAGAGAGUCUAUAUUCGGAAAAAUGCCAGAGUUAUUUUCACUAAUCCUGACAUGAUACAUACUAGUGUUUUACCAAAUCAUGCCAAUUGGAGACACUUUUUGUAUCAUCUCAAGCUGGUGGUGGUCGAUGAAUUGCACAUAUAUAAGGGUUUGUUUGGAUCACAUGUAGCACUAGUAAUGAGACGCUUGCUAAGAUUGUGCCAUUUUUUUUAUGAAAACACUAACUUGCAAUUUAUUUCUUGUUCAGCUACCUUAAAGUCCCCGAUUCAGCAUAUGAAAGAUAUGUUUGGCAUUAACGAAGUUACUUUGAUACAUGAAGACGGAUCACCCACAGGUGCCAAACACCUAGUAGUGUGGAACCCUCCAACCCUAUCUCAACAUGAACGUAAACGAGAAAGUUUUAUUCGAGAGAGUGCUAAGAUUUUAGUUCAAUUAGUAUUAAACAAUGUCAGGGCCAUAGCGUUUUGUUAUGUCCGUCGUGUCUGUGAGCUAUUAAUGAAGGAAGUGCGUAGUAUUUUUACUGAAAUUGGACGAGAGGAUUUAAUCACAGAAGUCAUGUCAUAUAGAGGUGGUUAUUCCGCUUCCGAUAGGCGUAAGAUAGAACGUGAAAUGUUCCACGGAAACUUGAAAGCCGUCAUAUCUACGAAUGCUUUAGAACUUGGUAUUGAUAUUGGUGGUCUUGACGCAGUCUUAAUGUGUGGUUUUCCACUAUCUAUGGCUAACUUUCAUCAACAAAGUGGUAGGGCUGGUAGAAGGAAUAAUGAUUCAUUAACGCUCGUGGUUGCAAGCGACUCGCCCGUAGAUCAACAUUAUGUUGCUCAUCCGGAAUCUUUAUUGGAAGUUGACAAUUCAAAUUCUUUUCAAGAACUAAUUCUGGAUUUCGAUAAUAUCCUGAUUUUGGAAGGACAUAUACAAUGUGCAGCAUUUGAACUACCAAUAAACUUCGAGCGCGAUAAGGAAUUUUUUGCUGAAGCUCAUCUUCGCAGAAUUUGUGUAGAGCGCUUACAUCACAAUCAAGAUGGCUACCAUGCUAGUAAUAGGUUUUUACCAUGGCCAUCCAAGCGUGUAUCGUUGAGAGGUGGUGAAGAGGACCAAUUUGCCGUAGUGGACAUAACAAAUGGAAGAAACAUAAUAAUUGAAGAGAUAGAAGCAUCCAGGACAAGUUUUACCUUAUAUGACGGUGGCAUAUUUAUCCAUCAGGGAUAUCCGUAUCUUGUAAAGGAAUUUAAUCCCGAUGAAAGAUAUGCUAAAGUUCAAAGAGUAGAUGUUGACUGGGUUACUAGUCAAAGAGACUUUACAGAUGUUGACCCACAAGAAAUCGAAUUAAUACGUUCUUUGGAAAGCAGUGAUGUUCCUGUGUACUUUGGUAAGAUCAAAACUACGAUUGUCGUGUUUGGCUUUUUUAAAAUGGACAAGUAUAAGAGAAUUAUUGAUGCGAUUGAAACACAUAAUCCCCCCGUCAUUAUUAAUUCUAAGGGUUUCUGGAUCGAUAUACCAAAACGAGUACUAGAUAUUUGCCAAAAGAAACAAUUGAAUGUGGCAGGGGCUAUUCAUGGGGCUCAACAUGCAAUCAUGGGUAUGCUCCCACGAUUUAUAGUAGCAGGUGUGGAUGAGAUACAAACCGAAUGUAAAGCUCCGGAAAAGGAAUUUGCAGAACGGCAAACUAAACGAAGACGGCCUGCUAGAUUAGUAUUUUAUGAUUCUAAGGGUGGUAAGUACGGUUCUGGUUUGUCUAUUAAAGCAUUCGAACAUGUUGAUGAUAUAAUAGAAUCCAGUCUGAAGAGGAUAUCAGAAUGUCCCUGUAGUGACGGAUGUCCUGACUGUGUUGCGGCUUCUUUUUGUAAGGAAAACAGUUUGGUGUUAUCAAAGCCAGGUGCCCAAGUUGUUUUACAUUGUAUCCUGGGACAUAUGGAAAAUGAUUUUAUAGAUUCCAUCAAAGAUGGUCCGGAACCAAAUAUGCCAGAAAUAAAAGUGGAAACAGUUGUUCCUGUGUCAGAACAUGUCAACUUUUCAGAGGAUUUCAAAAUCAUUGAUGUGAGAAAAACAACGGAAGAUGUUACUUCUUCUAGUGAUGUUAUUAAAGAAGAGAAGUAG
This is a messenger RNA of Saccharomyces eubayanus, 3234 nucleotides long. RefSeq names its product ATP-dependent 3'-5' DNA helicase (gene HRQ1). NCBI's taxonomy places the organism in Eukaryota, Fungi, Ascomycota, Saccharomycetes, Saccharomycetales, Saccharomycetaceae. The coding region runs from base 1 to 3234 and encodes 1077 amino acids. The transcript has a single exon. Gene Ontology annotation, molecular function: ATP binding; nucleic acid binding. The record is from RefSeq and is a predicted model, not a curated record.